AGCUUUGUACUUAGGAAGUGUAGUUUUUAUUUCCCCGGCACCCUGUACAAUUCUCAUGCGGUUCUAUUGGGGAAAAAACUUCUGUGAAAAAGACAGCAUGAAGUACAGAAAGCUAUGUGGGGUAGAAGAACAUGCAGGCUCCCUGACUUCCACCCUCGCUUCCAAACCCUGCAGCUUACUGAUAACAGGGGCCCUUAAAUACAAGUAUCCUGAACAGUAAGAUGCUGUCUCGCCCCAAGCCAGGGGAGUCUGAGGAGGACCUCCUCAAAUUCCAGGAUCAGUUUCUUGCUUCCAACACAUCUGCAGCUGCUAAGGUAGUGAGAAAGGCUGAUAAAAGGAAAGGAGAUGCUGAGAAUUCAGCAGAUUUGACAUCUCAAAUAACACCUGGCAGAGAUGUUGUAACACUUCAGGAAUUCCCAGACUUACCCCCAAUUUUGACUCCUGGACCCACCAAGAAAUCAAAGUUUGCAAGAGAACGAGUUCAAUUUGCUGAUGAAGACCCAGAAGAUAUCUUGGAGCAGCAUGACCAGCAUAUCACUACUGUCUUUUCAAAAAUCAUUGAAAGGGAUACCAGUGGAGUCACAAUUACAGCACCUGUUCCCACCGGAUUACCAUUUCCUCAGGUGUUCCACAGGUCCCAGGUCCCAAGUCAGGAUUUACCCUGCACUGCCAAAAAAAGUAUAUUUGCCCAAAAAAUGGCUGCCAAGAGAGCUGCUGAGCAAGUGAAGGAAGAGUCACUCUCCAGCCCUCAAAUGCUUUCUUGUCCUUUGGUAAAUCACACCAGUGUCUUGUCCUCUAAUGUGAUUAAAUCAACACCAUUACCAGAGGCAAUGGAUGUAGACAAACCGACUCUUAUUAGUGGACAGGGUCUUGGAAUCUCAGCAGGUCAGGAAGAAGCACGAAAGAUUCAUGAGGAGAAUAUGGAGAAACUGAGAUCUUUGUCUAAAGAGGAGAUACUGCAAGAACAAGAGCAACUGCUGUCACAACUUGACCCAAAGUUGGUGGCCUUUUUGAAAUCAAAGAAGGGCAAGAAAACCACAGAUGGUGACUCCAGCAAUGUAAAAGCAUCACAGGAACCCCGCCCUGUUCACUUAAAAGAGCCACAAUAUCUUUCAGAAGAGGAUACCUCUGAAAUGAGUCCAAGGCGAAGUGAAGAGAAAGAAAGCGCAGUUGCAGCUGAUGAUCUCCCAGUAAAACCACAAAAGGAAUGGGUUCACAUGGACGCUGUAGAGUUUGAGAAACUGGAAUGGAUGAAGAAUCUUCCACUGGCCAGGCAAAAUAAAACAAAGAAGGGAAUGCAGGCAAGAUUCAGUCUGAAAGGAGAUUUAAUUCCUCCAGAUUCUGAGAUCCCAACUCACAUGGGCUUGCACCAUCAUGGAGAAGAGGCUGAGAGAGCUGGUUACUCCCUCCAGGAGCUUUUUCAUCUUUCUCGUAGCCAAUUUAUCCAGCAGAGAACUCUGUCACUACAGAUUCUGGGACGUAUUGUUCAAAAGGCAAAGCAGGGGGAAUUCAGUGCUGCACUGAAGGGGAGUGUCCUGCAACUGCUUCUUGAUGCUGGGUUUCUCUUCCUUCUGCGCUUUUCUAUAGAUGAUACUGCAGACAAUGUUAUUGCAGCGGCAGUUCGUGCUCUGCGUUCUCUACUAGUGUCACCUGAAGAUGAGGAAUACCUUGAUAAAGCCUUUUUGUGGUACCAAGGAGCCAAGGUCUUCCCCUUUCUACCCAGUGAAGAAGAGGAGGAAGAAGAAGAUGAUGAAUAUGAGGAAGCAGAGGGUUUGGAACAGAUGAUAGGAAAAGAAAAAAGGAAAAAGGCAAAAGAAGAAAAAAAGUCAGACCCUGAUGUAGCACGUUAUGAUGCCAUAAAGGGACUACUAAAAACCAAGCUCCUUCACCGACUUCGGUACAUCCUUGAAGUUGUGCGGCCAGCACCAUCUGUGGUUUUGGACAUUUUUGAUAUUCUCACACAUGUUGCCAGACAUUCAGUGACAGCUUGUAGUCAGCUUCUGGAUUGUCCAAGAUUGAUAGAGACUAUUGUGCAGGAAUUCCUUCCUAUUCAGUGGAGCAUUCAAGCUAAUACUGGUGACCUAGGUCCUACUAACCUAUAUGGAAUUCCAUGCUCUGCUGCCAUGAAGUUUUUGAGGGUCCUGGGAUCCUCAGGCCGUCAUUCAGCUGCAAGGCUGCUACACAAGUUUGACUUGAAGAACCGCCUCAGUAGAUUUGUUGCUCAGGAACCGCAAGAUCUGCCUCUACAGAAAGAGGAAGCUGAGAGGAUGAGCACUGAGACCUUUCGGAUGUGGGCUGUGGCUGCUGCCUAUGGUCAAGCCUGUGAUUUAUACAGAGAACUGUACCCUGUGCUUAUGAAAUUUCUUCAGUCCCUGCCUCACCUUAUCUACACAUGCGGGGGAGGCAAUAAAAUGUCCCUUCUCUCUAUCCAGCGAGCUGCAUCUGUGCUUACUCUGCUAACUCACAUAACUCAGACAGCAGGAUGGACAGCUGAGAUUGAGGCUCAAUUUCGCAGUGUUCAAGAAGAAGAGGGCAAGGAAAAGACUCCUCCUCCAUCUGUAUCAUGGGAUCAGGUGACUGGGCUUUUACUCUUAGUAGAAGGAUGUCUAAGAAAAUGUCUGGAAGAAGUGUCCACUCCUAGCAUGUGGGAUUUGGUCAAGCCUCUCGCCACCGCAUCUCUUAAUUUUGUAGCUUCUUAUUACCAAGCAGCCAGCAGGCAGCCCUCUCUGGACACUGUGAUAUGUAAUGAAGAACUCGAGAGAUUAACUACUGAGGUGCUGUUACCAUUUCUGCAUCAUCCUACCGUAGCUUCCAUGUGGGACCUUCUCAGACCAUGUUCAGCUGUUUGUAACCCCUGUUCCUGUGCCCCACUACCUGAGUCGGUCCCUAGCAUUGUGUCUUUGGGAUGCACUGGAGGAAAAGCUGCACUGACCUUGGCAGGAACAAAAUCUCCUUUUUCCAUUCUGACUUCAGUUCUUAACCUUGUCUGCAACAUUUGUAACACCCACAAGGGAAUGACCAGUAAGUUUGCCUUUCUAUUGGAGUCCAAAGGACUGCAGGAUUACUUAUGGCAGAUUUGUGAGUCCCAAUCUCCAGCGGUGACUCCUCCUUCUGCUUGGGUUCUGCGGCAUGAAUAUCACCUGCAAUAUUGUGUGUUGUCUCUGCAAAACAAAGUGGCUGCCAUGUGUCCAGAUGGUUGCCACCAUGCUUCAAUUUUCCACAGUGUCUCCCUCACUCUAGUGAGUAGGCUCCUGCCUGGCAGUGAAUACUUGGCUUAUCAGCUCAUUUCGGGGCUCAUCUUUAACCCAUCUUUCUUCCCAGAAGAAGCAGCCGGAGGCCCUGAAGCAGCUGACUUGUUUGAUAUCCUACAUAUUGCUCCCACUUCAAAACAGGAACCUCCUAAAUCAGUAGCUUUCUCUUCUUGUCCCAGCCGAGGUGUUCUGCUUAAAGAAGGCUACAAAGACCUUCCUUCUAUUAGAGCUUGUUACUUAGCACACUUAUCUCAUAUGGAACAAGAGCUAAGUCGGUCAAAAUUUAUCUAUCAGGAGCGGACUUGUUCUCUCCAAUCUGCAAUGCUUCCUGAAACAAGAGGACCGAUUUUGCCUUUUGAUUGGCCCUUCCUCCCACUAAUUAAUCUUUAUAAUAAAGUAACUAAUGCAGAGACAAGGGGCAAUGUAGUGAAUACUCUCCCUCCAGAUCUCGUAAAUAAAAUCACAAGAAAUCUUCAGUGGCUUCUUCUCCUGGAAAGCUGGCGUCCUGGAUGCUUAAAGAACAUUCCUACUGCGGCCAAGCUAGCUCGCAUAAGUUGCGUCUUUCUCACAGGGGGAGACCUAUUCUUAGAAGGGUCUGUCCAUGCAUAUACUACAGCCAUCCUGAUGCUUUACAGCCAGAAUAAGUGUUUGGAGUCCUUUAAAUUGGAUGUUCCUGUUCCUGGCCUGGCCUCAUUUUAUGACUUCUACAUGGACCUUCUAGAACAGUUUGAGAGUGUUUCCUUUGGUGAUCCCUUAUUUGGGACAUUUGUUUUGCUUCCAUUGCAGCGGCGUUUCAGUGUACAACUUAGGCAGGCUGUUUUCGGAGAACGUGUGAGCUGCCUGAGGUCUCUUGCUGUAUCCCUAAAAGAGUUACCUGUCCCACUUGCCUUAUAUACUUCUCCUUCUGAGGAUAACCUGGAUCUCCUUCAUCUCUACUUCCGAACCCUGGUGACAGGAGCUUUGCGCCAGACCUGGUGUCCUGUUCUUUAUGUUGUGGCUGUAGCUCAUGUAAACAGCUUCAUCUUUUCACAAGACCAAGUGGCUCAGGAAGUUGAUGCUGCAAGAAAAAGCAUGCUCAGAAAGAUCUAUCUACUGGUUGACCAGGAUUUACGGAGACAUCUCCUAUUCUACAAACAGCUGUUCAGCGACAGUCCUGUGGGAUUUGAGCUGUAUGAGCAGCUACCUCCAAUACGAGAGCGCUAUCUGAAGAUUGUGACUGAAAAGCACCACGAGGCGAGUGGAGUAAACUCCAAGUGAAGGAAAACAUAUAGUCAUACUGUUCCAAGGAGUCCUUUAAAGCCACUUACGUAUGAACAGCAUUGGUAUAAGACCUGUAUUCUGUGCCAGGAGGCAUAGUACAAAACUGCCCAUUUCUUGUAAGGGCUGUUUAACCCCCACACUGGUUUAUUAAACCUAAGCUGAAGAGUUCUGAUGUAGAAGGACCUCUAAAUAGACUAAUAGAUCUCCAUUAUUUCCCUUAUUUUUAUUGGGGAAUGUAUAAUAAAAACCUUUUUUUUUUUUUUUUAACAAAGUUAUGGGUUUAUCAGUAUUUUUUUCUCGCAAUAUGUUGGACAAAUCCAUUGUAUGUUUGUAGCACAGAGAACCUUUUGGGUGCCAUAUAAGUGCUGGCUGUGUAAGCCUUGGUAAUUAUUGGUAAGGGGCCAUUUACAAAUGAGCAGGCACAAGGGGCAGAAAAUUGCACUGCUUGGAGUGCCAUACACUGGGCAUUUGUGUAUGCCAAAAGUUCAGUGCAAACAGGCAUUAUGUGCAGUGCUCCAUACAUGAAAAUUUACACUUGACAAUGCUAGUUUCUAUGCAGAGGGUGUAUUGUGAGAAAAAAAUUAUGGCAGUAUGCUAAUUUUUUCAAUUUGCACCCUGUCCCUCCCAAACAAGACCUUAUAUGUCAACAACAUGCCCACAUUUGCCAUAUGUGCACCUGAGGGCCUAUGUCUAGGGUGGCACCUUUAGGGGACAGCCCUCAGGUGCCUAUAUGGGGAAAAAAAUUCUCAAAAAAAAUUGUGUGCAUGUUCAUGAAUGAGGCCUCACAUCUUUUCAUCAUCCUAAAGGGGUGGUUCACCUUUGAGUUAACUUUUACUGUGUUACAGAAUGGCCUAUUCUAAGCAACUUUUCAAUUGGUCUUCAUUAUUUAUUUUAUUUUUUAAACUAUUGCCGCCGCCUUCUAACUCUUUGCAGCUUUCAAAUUGGGGUCACUGACCUCAGCAGCCAAAGUCUAUUGCUCCUCUGUGAGGCUAUAGAUUUAUUGUUACUGUUACUUUUUAUUUCUUGUUUUUCUAUUCAACUCCUCUCCUAUUUAAAUACAGCCUCCCAUUUAAAAUGCUCCCUGGUUGGUAAGGUUAUUUGGACCCUAGCAACUAGAUAGCUACUGAAAUUCCAAUCCGGAGAG
Molecule: messenger RNA, 5655 nt
Organism: Xenopus tropicalis (tropical clawed frog)
Lineage: Eukaryota; Metazoa; Chordata; Amphibia; Anura; Pipidae
Gene: rpap1
Product: RNA polymerase II associated protein 1
Exons: 25
Coding region: 222-4508 (1428 amino acids)
Biological process (GO): transcription by RNA polymerase II
Cellular component (GO): nucleus
Source: RefSeq, a predicted model, not a curated record